This is a messenger RNA of Dimorphilus gyrociliatus, 2163 nucleotides long. The record is from the annotation of a GenBank genome assembly. Lineage: Eukaryota; Metazoa; Annelida; Polychaeta; Dinophilidae.
AUUAAUAACUUAGGACUGUUGGAUAGAACAAGAAAUGGAAUUUGACGAUGUCUUUAAAUAUAUUGGGGAAAUUGGCUUUUAUCAAAUUAUAGCAUUUCUUACUUUAGGAGCAGGAGAAUUUUUUGGAGUUGAAGCAUUAGUUAUGAAUUUUGUGGGUGAUAAGCAAGACCACUGGUGUAACGUUAAAGAGCUUUCGGGAUUAUCAUUCGAACGUCAGAAAUUAAUCGCUAUUCCAAAAAUAACGGAAUCUGGUUCGAGCAAACUAGUUAAUAGCAAAUGUGAUAUGUUUCCUCUUAAUUAUUCACAAUUUAGCUUUGAUGAUCUCUUACGUUGGAACGAUAGCGAUAGAAGAAGGGUAGAGAGCAUGUUUCCCAAUAAGAACAGCUAUAUAAGUUGCAAUGAUGGAUGGGUUUUUGAUCAGGGACUAUUACUAAGCACAAUAGCCAGCAAAUGGAAUCUCGUUUGCAAAAAGUCCUGGAUGGUAAGAUUAACUUCUACUAUUUAUAUGUUUGGAAGAUUUUUCGGCGCGAUAAGCUGUGGUGUACUAUCUGAUAAAAUCGGUAGAAAAUAUACAGUUAUUAUAUACUUAUUUUUUAAAAUUGGCGGAGGUUUCUUGGCUACCUAUGCUCCAAAUUAUCCGCUUUUUUGCAUUGGUCGAUAUAUAAUAGCAAUCGGAACAACGGGAUCAAAUUUAGCGGCUUAUGUAUAUUUAAGUGAAAUUACUGGAAAAUCUUACCGAGCUGCUAUCGGGGUAACAUGGCAGAUGCUAUUUGCUUUUGGUUAUGCCACCUUACCAGGAAUCGCCUUCUUUCUUAGGGAUCAUGUCAGACUACAAUUGGUAAUAACAGCGCCUGCAAUUAUAUUGUUCGGCUAUUUUUUUUUUAUGGACGAAUCUCCGCGCUGGCUAAUUUCUCAGGGAAGGUUUGAAGAAGCAAAACAAAUUGUAGAAAAAAUUGCGACAAUAAAUCGUAAGCAAUUACCGGAAGACCUUAAUUUUUCCCAUCCAGCCUCAGAUGAUAAAGAAAAGGUAAUGGAGACCAGAAAAGGAACUGUUAAGGAUAUUCUUGUUUAUCCUAAUUUAAGGAAAAAAACACUAAUAUUAUGCUUCAUUUGGUUUACGUGCAGUCUGAUGUAUUAUGGAUUAUCGUUGAAUAUAGGAACAAUAGCUGGUAGCAUCUACUUAAAUACAUUCUUAUUGGGUAUAGUUGAAGUGCCAGCUCUAACUCUAGGUAUCUAUCUCAUGGGACGAGUGGGAAGAAAGCCUACGGUUGCUAGUGCUUGUCUAUUUGCUGGCCUCUCUGGGUUUAUUUUGAUUCCAUUAAUCUUAACUGAUGCUCCGAGUGCAUCGAGAACUGCAAUGUCGAUUUUAGGAAAGGCCUCUAUUUCAAUGGCUUUUGCAGCUAUCUACGUCUAUACCGUUGAACUUAUGCCAACUGGCGUAAGGAAUGUUGGUAUUGGAUUUACAUCUAUGAAUGCAAGAAUAGCAGGAAUGGCUGCUCCUUACGUUGGUGGUCAAUUAAGCGAUAUAUGGAAACCAUUCCCCACAACUAUUUUCGGAGUCUUUGCAACGGGGACAGGUAUUCUAACAUUACUAUUACCCGAAACUUUAAAUAAAACACUACCAGAAACAAUAGAAGAAGGGGAGUCUUUUGGAAAAAAGGUAAAGAAGAGUCAAGUAGAAGAUAUAACGGGAAAACAAGCAGAAGCGAAUUUGAAAUUAGAAGAAAAAUAUUAAAUAUUUUAAUGAACAGUGUACCAUUAGUGAAAAAUCGUAUAUCGAUUUUAUCUAGUAGUCAAACGUUUUAUGAUAUAGGCAUUUCAUGUACUUUUUUCCAAUAUUUGUUGAAUUAUAACUGAUAAUAAUUGCUUUAAAAUAUUUGGCAUAGUUUAAAUUACAAAAUGAUUAAUAGUACUCUCCCCCCCUCUUCCUCUCUCUUUCUCUGUAUAUACAUUUAUCUGUUAAACACUGAAGAAUAGUUUGACGACAAUCAAAUUUUAAUGAGGUCUCCUUACCUCCAUAAAUAAUCGACCAUUGUUCUCUUGAAGAUGUGAUAUGGUCACUUAGCAAAACAUAUACAAUUAAAUCAAUGAUACUUGAAUAAUUUAUUGUUAAGCUCUUAUCUAAAUUCUUCACUAAUCAAGAAAAAUAUUAAUAAAGAUAGC